Messenger RNA from Linum tenue, 1264 nucleotides. The record is from the annotation of a GenBank genome assembly. NCBI's taxonomy places the organism in Eukaryota, Viridiplantae, Streptophyta, Magnoliopsida, Malpighiales, Linaceae.
UGCCUCCCUCUCAUUCCUAAAAAAUACAUCGCACAAAAAUGGCUCGCCGGGUGCUCCACCACAACUCAAGUAAUCAUCAUCCCAACAAUGUCACCUCCCCAUUGUUGUCGCUCUCUCUCGCCCUUCUGUGCCUUCUCUCGGCUCCGGCGGCAUCGGCCCAGCUCACCCGAACCCACUACGCCGGCGUGUGCCCGAACGUGGAGGGCAUCGUGCGAGGUGCGGUCCAGAAGAAGAUCCAGCAGACAUUCGUCACCAUCCCGGCCACCAUCCGCCUCUUCUUCCACGACUGCUUCGUCCAGGGCUGCGACGCCUCGGUGAUGGUGGCGUCGGCGGGGAGCAACAGGGCCGAGAAGGACCACCCGGACAACCUGUCGCUCGCCGGCGACGGGUUCGACACCGUGAUCAAGGCCAAGCAGGCCGUCGAUGCGGUCGCCGGGUGCCGGAACAAGGUCUCCUGCGCUGACAUCCUCGCCUUGGCCACCAGAGACGUCAUUGCCCUGCAGUCCGGCGGGCCAUCGUACCCGGUUGAAUUGGGAAGGCUGGACGGGCUGAGGUCGACAGCUGGGAGCGUGAACGGGAGGCUGCCGCAGCCCAAUUUCAGCCUGGCCCAACUCAAUUCCCUCUUCGCCGCCAACGGCUUGUCCCAGUCCGAUAUGAUCGCUCUCUCCGCUGCCCAUAGUGUCGGGUUUUCUCAUUGUGGCAAGUUCGCGAACCGGAUCUACAACUUCAGCCGGGGAAACCCGGUGGACCCAACCCUUAACCGAGCCUACGCGACCCAGCUACAGCAGAUGUGCCCUCGAAACGUUGACCCAAGGAUAGCCAUCAACAUGGACCCAAUCACGCCCAAUACUUUCGACAACACCUACUUCAAGAAUCUCCAGCAAGGCAAGGGCCUGUUUACAUCGGACCAAAUUCUCUACACGGACCUCAAGUCCAGGCCCACUGUCGAUGCAUGGGCCGGAAACUCGGUUGCUUUCCAGCAGGCAUUCAUUACUGCCAUCACAAAGCUGGGUCGGGUUGGAGUCAAGACGGGUCGUGGUGGGAAUAUCCGGACGGAUUGUGGUGUUCUGGGUCGAUAAUAAUGUGAAAAGUUGGAUAAUGACACCAAACGUCUUGUUGUUUCUUUUCCUUUUUUUCUUCUUACUAUGGCGAAGAGAAUUUAUUUUAGGCACACAAGUGGAUUACAUUACAGCACAAAUCAAAACUACCUUUGUAUGUUGACCCAAAAAAAAAAAAAAUCUACCUUUGUAUGAGUUUGAUUUUU